AUGCUGCAGCGUUCAUUCCUGCGGUGUAUUUGGCUAGGUGGCACGGCGUCUAUUCCAGCACUUGGCCAUGACGCGCGUCCUUCUACCGGAAAAUACAUCAAUGUUAUCCCACCUACGGAUAUUGCGAGGAGCAUCGCCGCUGGAUCAUUGCCGCCAGAAGCGAACGUGGCGGCUGUGCGACCGGUGCCGGGUAAACACUACAGCAAAUGGAAUCGGGUAUUGCGUAGUGAAAUUUAUGAUGAGUUAUUGAAGCUCCCGUUACGUUACAAACUCCACGACUUUUCCAAGCUAUGUCCGCCAUCAUCAUCGUCAUCGACAUUGCAGGAGCCGCAGUUUCAGAAUGUAGGGGUAGUUGGCAAGGGCUCUGUCGUGAAUUACAAUCCGCCGCUUGGCCCGGCAGACCCACUUGACACGAUUCCUUUCUUUGUUCACCGCAAUAGCAAUGGCUUCUUACCGGGGAGGGUGUAUUCAAUGGAUGCACGCAAUCUCAUGCCGGCGUUCUUUUUGCGCAUCCAACAGGUGGAGGGUGAUGUGUUCCGUUUUGAGGAGGAGUUACUGAAGAUAUUUCCGACCAAGAAGAUUUUUGUGCGCAGUCACAGCAUCUACGUCUACAACGUGGGGAUGGACGGUCGGAUGAUUCUACAUCAUUGGCUUCUCGGUCUGGGCUUUUGA
Trypanosoma cruzi is the source of this 672-nucleotide messenger RNA. RefSeq lists its product as uncharacterized. The record is from RefSeq and is a predicted model, not a curated record. NCBI's taxonomy places the organism in Eukaryota, Euglenozoa, Kinetoplastea, Trypanosomatida, Trypanosomatidae. The transcript has a single exon. Bases 1 to 672 code for a protein of 223 amino acids.